Messenger RNA from Durusdinium trenchii, 2818 nucleotides. The record is from the annotation of a GenBank genome assembly. NCBI's taxonomy places the organism in Eukaryota, Dinophyceae, Suessiales, Symbiodiniaceae.
CCUGACAGAAGGUCCCUCCUGUCAAAGACGCCAAAGGGACGUUCUUCCAUCCGGAUGGCAUGGCCGUGCCAUGGCACUCAGCGCGCGACUUCGCUGGGCUACGGGGCCUGGAGCGCAAGCCCGUGCUGGGGCGCCUGGCGGUGCCACCCGAGCCCGAGCCCCCCGGUCCGCCCGCUGCGGGGGCGGCGCCGUUGAGCGCGGCGGAGAAGGUGAAGCAGCGGCUGGCGGCCCUACGAGGUGCGGCUCCGUCGCGUUCCGCCGCGGCUUCUUCUUCCGCGGAGUUCCGCCGUGUGCCGGGCAUCGCGGUGCGGAGAGCGGCUCCGGUGCCGAAGGAGGAGGAGGUGGCCAACUUGCUGGCCUUUCAUUGUCCAAGCAAACGCUGUGGGCAUCACUGGGUGACGGGACGUGGCGCCACCAGCUCCGAGCAGAUUUGCAAGUGGUGUGGGGAAUCCGUGGUCGGUGUGCCGAGCAAGGGGAGCAUCUUCUGUGAGAUUGACCAGGAGGCUGGGACGAGUGCUGGUGAGGUGGUGAAGAUCCGCCUUGCACAGCAUGUGGCGCCCGGCUGGGCCACGAUGGAGCUGGAGGACCGCUUGGUGGACUUCGUGGGCUCCGAAAUCCGCUUUCUCUCCCAGUUCUUCGAGCACGAUGGGCUCCGGGACUACAUCGCCUACCGUCAAGGGAAGUCCUUGGAAGAUGAUGAAGGUCGAGACCGAAACAAGGAUGCAGGAUUGGUGGAGAGCAUGUGGCAUGUUGUCGAUGCUCUUUGCAAGGCCGAGUUCACGGGGAGCAUGCGGGCUGGAGAGGCGGACGCCAAGUUGCAGGCUUUGCUUCGUGGAAAGAUCAAGUUCACGGUGCUGUGUGCACCGGAACGCGACGCGCACGGCGCGGUGGUGACGGCGGAGGUCGACUUCGCGGUGGAGCUGGACCUGGAAGACAAGAUCGCGGACCGGGCAGACGAGCGGCUACAGCGCUUGAGAAAAGUCAUGAAUGAGAUGGACAAGAAGGUCCGCUCAUCGAGAGGUGCAGACGACGCGCCCUGUGACACGCAGAUCCUGCACCCGCGGGAAUUGCUGGCCAAGCUGAUUUCGAGCUUCGACUGGCGCCGCGGGUUGAGCGACCAGACCAUGCGUGAGGGUCAUGAUCAGAUCCGCUGUAUGACCUGCCGCUUCCUCGGCGAUGAUUGCAGCGUCGACAUUGGGAGGUCCAAGGAUCUGCGCUCCGCCCUGCGGCGGCUGCCGAGCUUCCUCUUCUGCACGCGACUGCUCUGCCGACGCACCGCGCCCACGGCGCCCACCGCCGAGGAUUGGCGUGCGCAGACUUCGAGCUUUCUAGAGGCGGUGGCGCAGACCAAGGGAAGCCAAUGCUUCAUCCGGGCAGAGGUGAAGGAGGAGGGUCUCUCCUUGCGGAUCUUUUCCCGAGCAGACUGGCUGGUGAAUGCGGCUGAACGGCUUUGUGCGCUGGCGUCCCAAACAGAGGCCUUGACCUUAUCCAGCCUGGUGGGCCCUGGCCGCCAAGCGCGCGGCCUGCGGAUGGACUGGGAGAAGACGUUGGAGGCGGUCCAUGACAUUCCAGCCUUGCUCAAGGAGAUGCUACCGGAGAGUGCCACCGGACCGGGGGCGACGGCGGAGAGCGGACGGCUGGGCUGUGUACGAUGGUGUGGAAGCGACGCUGCGCACGACGUGACGAAGAGCUCAGUGGUGCCUGCCAAAGUCAUGCAGGAGACCCAGCAGAUCUUUCGAAGCUAUUGUGCCUUGGACGAACUCCUGGACUUUGUCGACUUCCUCAAGGACUUCAGGCAGAAAGGCGCCGCCCAUGCACGGCCGCAGCCGCGGCCGCCACCAAAGCCGCGGCCGCCGCGAGAGGUGCCCCGCCCCUGCGCCUGCUCGCCGGACCGCCGGUCUCCGGACCGCCGGUCGCGGUCGCGGUCGCGGGGCCGGCGACCGGCGGCACGGCGGUCGCCGUCCUACAAGCCCUAUCGGGGUCCGGAGGAGACAUCGCAGUUCGAAGCCUUAGCUGCCAAUAGAAUGAUGCAUGACUGGCAAGCAUCGCGUGGAAGGAUGGGCGGACGGGGCGCUAUAGGUGAUGUUCGUUGUGGAAUUUGCCCGGGGAGGGACAGAGGCGGAGGGGUGUGGUUGUCAUCACCAUGACAGUGAUUUUGUUCCGUGAAUUAUAUAUUGAAUAAAUAAAUAAAAAUAUAUAUAUAUAUUUACUAUAUAUUCUACAUCCCGCAACUUUGUCAAGCCAUGUGGUAUGAAUGUGUUUCAUGUCCUUCAUGGAUGUCUAAAUCUAGGUGGGUGAACGUUCAAGUGAUAGAGAAAUAUGCCCGUGUCAAUGCAUGACUAAUCCCAACAUGUGACCUUCUUUGUGUGUCACACUCUCCAAACAGAUCGGAGUCUGACAGUUCCCCAAGGUCGAAAAAGGAGAAGAAGAAGAAGCGCCGAAGCAGAACCCCGUGAGAGAAAACACCGAAGCUGAAUGGGGUGGUUGGCGUCCUCACUAUGAAGAGAGCGAAUGGGUAUAUUUAUAAGUAGUAGUUUUGGGGCAUUGUUUUGGGAGGGGAGGGGUGGCUGGACACUUGGAACUUGAUAUUGAGGAGAUCUUCAACCUAGCCCAUCAUGUGAAGUUCCAGAAAUUGAUUGAUAGAGCACAUGUAUGCCUGGGACACAAUGUUCCCGUUGGAGAGCCAGGCUGCUCCACUGAUCAAAUCAGCAUAGUUCACAUGGUUCGCAGGAAAAUACAUCCAAUCAUGUUCCAAGCCGGCCCUACGCGCCUGCGCGAACGAACACCCAACUUCAUCCAAGUACAUACCCCUGUUAGC